GUGAACGAAAUAGCUACCCACAGAAUAUUGGGAUUUGACUUGCUCCAGUCUCAUCCUGUGUGUCUCAUGUUAAAGAAAUGACAGAUGCAGGAUUGUGAGGCUAAGUAGCUAGAAAAUAGUUACUCAGACUUGAAGAGUCUUCAAAGAGAGUGUGGAGCAAUUAUAAUUAUCAGAGGAAGAAACAUCACAGGGAAAUAAAAGCCAAAUGUUUUCCUCAAGAGUUCUCCUUUUGGCUGUUGCGAUUUCAACUGCACUGGCUGGACCGUGGGCUAAUAUAUGUGCUGGCAAGUCUUCCAAUGAGAUCAGGACAUGUGACAGCCACGGCUGUGGCCAGUACACUGCUCAAAGAAAUCAUAGGCUUCACCAGGGUGUGGAUGUCCUGUGUUCCGAUGGAUCUACUGUGUAUGCACCUUUCACCGGAUUGAUUGUGGGCCAGGAGAAGCCUUAUAAAACCAAAAAUGCCAUCAAUAAUGGUGUUCGGAUAUCUGGAAGAGGCUUCUGUAUUAAGAUGUUCUACAUUAAGCCAAUUAAAUAUAAAGGUUCUAUCAAGAAAGGAGAGAAACUGGGAACUCUACUGCCCUUGCAGAAAGUCUAUCCGGGCAUCCAAUCCCAUGUACACAUUGAAAACUGUGACUUGAGUGAUCCCACCAUGUACCUAUAAAUGAAAGACAAAUGGCUAGCUCUUCUACAUAGAAAGCCACCUUCUUAGAACCUGAAUGCAUAUCCUGCUUUUCAAGAAAUUCAUGUUCAAACAGAAACAGAAUAAAUGCCUGGGCGGAAGCAGUAUGUUGAUUUCAACCCACUGCCACUUUCAUGUUGUUGCAUGUCAACCACUACUUUGCAUUUCUCGGGGGCUUACAGAUCUUCCUGUAACCUAUGAUGUCUGGGAUGGUGCGGGGUUUGUUUUUUAAGAUCUCUUAGUCCUAAAUACAUAGAAUAAAAAUAUAUAAAUUAAAGCUGGUUCAGAUUGCAUUUUUAAUGAUUCUAA
This is a messenger RNA of Artibeus jamaicensis (Jamaican fruit-eating bat), 988 nucleotides long. It is a transcript of the gene LECT2, whose product is annotated as leukocyte cell derived chemotaxin 2. The coding region runs from base 206 to 661 and encodes 151 amino acids. The transcript is spliced from 4 exons. Lineage: Eukaryota; Metazoa; Chordata; Mammalia; Chiroptera; Phyllostomidae. The record is from RefSeq and is a predicted model, not a curated record.